UCCAGAUCACCAUAUGUUGAGUUCUGUUAAAAUAAAAUUGUUGACAUUCUAUUCAUAACCAAGUUUUGAUGAACAGUGACAGAAGGUACAUUUAAUACCCUUCGCGGAAGUGUAUUUACAAAUGGAGGUUUAAUUACUUUACGGAAGUUUUGAUGGAUGGACCAUUAUCAAGUGAUGUAUCUCGCCGGUAAGUGUUGCCUGGGGAAUGACAAGAACUGGAAUCGCCUAAUAAUAACCUAAUCAUCUUAAUUGACGUUAUUGCACAGCCCAAGUAAGUGACUCGAGGCCAAUGUAAGAAUAUUAACUCUAUUUUUUAUAAGCGUAUAACACUGCUGCAGAAGUAAAGGACAGUGAGAUGCCUCCUUGCUACUUGUGGUAUGUGACGUGUUUCUGUGAAAUGUACUUUGUAGUUUCCGUGUCCAUACAUGACUCUUAGUUCUCUGCAUUACGGGAGUAUGGUGUCUAGGUUUCUCCAAUCUCGAGUUCCCCUACUUCACCAAGAGGUUAACCACCUGGCUACGACAAACCAACUGAGGCUGAACGUCGCUGUGUGUGGUGCCAGUGGAGGAAUCGGCCAAAGUUUAUCGCUACUCCUGAAGCAUUCGAUCCUGAUCAAAGAGCUCGCCUUGUAUGAUAUCGUGGACACUAUCGGAGUGGCGACGGACCUCAGCCACAUACCGACCGUGCCCAAGGUCAGAGGUUACGUCGGCAGUCAGCAACUCAAGGACGCCCUUACGGGCGCCCAAGUGGUCGUCGUAACCGCCGGGACGGCGCGGAAAACUGGGGUAACCCGAGAAGAUCUAUUCGACUUGAACGCCCCCGUUAUUAAAGAGAUCACCGAAGGCAUCGCCGAGGCGGCUCCAAAAGCCAUCAUAGCAGUCAUCACCAACCCGAUAAACAGCCUCAUUCCGAUUGCGGCCGAGGUCUUGAAAAAGGCUGGAGUCUUCGACCCGAAGAAGCUCAUAGGUAUCACGACCUUGGCCGUUCUCCGGGCGAGGACUUUCAUAGGACGGGCCAAGUGUAUUGACCCGAUGUAUAUUAAUAUUCCUGUGGUAGGAGGACACACGGGGACGACCAUCGUUCCGUUGGUGUCCCGUGCCACUCCUCCCGUUUCUUUCCCGGAGGAAGAACUGGAAGCUAUCAUCAGCAAGAUCCAACGUGCCGGCACCGAACUCUACAAUGUCAAAGGGAAUUCGGCAACGUUGUCUAUGGCUUACGCAGGUGCCCUUUUCGUCGACGACCUCUGCCGUGCCAUAACUGGAGAACCCAACAUCGUCCACUGCGCCUAUGUCACAUCCGAGGUCGAAGAAGUGAAGUACUUAGCGACUCCUGUGAUCCUCGGUCCCGACGGCAUCGAGAAGAACUUAGGGGUGGGUAAAACGUCCGAGUUAGAAUCCACACUGUUGAAGGAAGCAAUUAAUAUUAUAAGGCAAAGCAUCGAAAAAGGAGAAGAAUUCGUGCAUAAAGUUUCUCCAGUUUGAAAACUACUGAUUGCUUUAAGCUUCUGUUUGUAUACACUUCUAUAAUUAAUAAUGUCUUAAGCUGUAGAUAUUAAAAUUUAAUAUUUUACGUUUCUAUU
Messenger RNA from Homalodisca vitripennis (glassy-winged sharpshooter), 1579 nucleotides. Its product is annotated as malate dehydrogenase, mitochondrial-like. Gene Ontology annotation, biological process: tricarboxylic acid cycle; carboxylic acid metabolic process. NCBI's taxonomy places the organism in Eukaryota, Metazoa, Arthropoda, Insecta, Hemiptera, Cicadellidae. Gene Ontology annotation, molecular function: L-malate dehydrogenase (NAD+) activity. The coding region runs from base 426 to 1481 and encodes 351 amino acids. Gene Ontology annotation, cellular component: cytoplasm; mitochondrion. The record is from RefSeq and is a predicted model, not a curated record. The transcript has a single exon.